Messenger RNA from Saprolegnia parasitica CBS 223.65, 1252 nucleotides. RefSeq lists its product as hypothetical. Gene Ontology annotation, cellular component: cell surface; extracellular region. Bases 8 to 1252 code for a protein of 414 amino acids. Lineage: Eukaryota; Oomycota; Saprolegniomycetes; Saprolegniales; Saprolegniaceae. Gene Ontology annotation, molecular function: signaling receptor binding. Gene Ontology annotation, biological process: anatomical structure development. The transcript has a single exon. The record is from RefSeq and is a predicted model, not a curated record.
AUUGGCCAUGAAGACAGCGCCGUGGAUCAUCGCUGGCCUCCUCGGUGUCGUGGCCGCGGCGACCACCAAAGCGCCCGUGCCGACGCUCGACCGCUUCAACGGCGUCUGCUCGAGCGACGAAGAGUGCGCCAAGUUCCCGGGCACCGUCUGCGUCUUUAUUCUCUCGGGUGACUACUCGCAGGGCAAGUGCACGCCCAACUACGGCAAGCGCCCGGUCUGCCGAGGCGGCCAAGCCGGCCUCUGCCCGUCGUACCAGGACCCGUCGUCCGGGUACCUCAACACGCAGUGCGUGCUCAUUGACAAGGCGAUGCAGCCAGCGACCGACACCGACGCGAUUGUGCCCGUGGCAACCAAGAAUGGGUCGACGCCGGCGACCGUGCGCUUUCUGCUCGUAGCCGCCAACGAAACAACGGAACCGCCCAUGGCGUCGGUAAGCGCAUCGGGCUCGGGCGAUGGCACGGUCGUUCGCACACCCGUGAAGGACCAGCCGUGCCCGACGAACCCGAGCCUGUCGCUGGCCGAUCCCAAGUGCUGGUUCACAACCAGCUACCAAAACACGACGCUCACCGUCCAGUACAAGUGCGUCGACUACGACAUGUGUCUGACACAGUCGGCGUACUCGCAAGAGUCGCAGAAGGUCAAGGAGGCCUACUGUCGUCCGCAGGGCUGUGUCACUGGCGACAAGAGCCUCUGCAACAACCGGGGGACGUGCCAGGCCAACUCGGCCAUCGACGUCAUGCUGCCGCGCAAGUACGCGUGCCGCUGCUACGCAGGCUUUACAGGCACGCAGUGCGAAAAGUCGGAUGGCACCGCCGACUGCGACGUCGACUGCGGCCAAGGCGGCGCGUGCAUCGACAACAAGUGCUCGUGCUACAAGGGCUACGUCGGCAAGAACAUCCGCUGCGACAAAUGCACGUCCAACGACGCCUGCGAGAACAACAACACGUGCACGAUCGACACGGGCAAGUGCGACUGCAAGAACGGCUUCAACGGCCCGACGUGCGGCGGGAAGCUCGACAUCUGCGCCGGCGUCACGUGCUCGGGCGGCGGCUAUACGAGUGGCGCAUCCGGCAAGACGUGCACGUGCUUUUGCCCCAAGUGCCCGGCUGGUACGACCUGCACACCCUGCGGCGGUGCCAAUGGCCGCGACUGCUCGACGUGCCCGGCGUCCACACGGCUCAGCGCGGGCAGCCCGAUCCACCUCGCUGGACUCGUCGCGGCUUUUGCUGCUUGUAUUGGGGCGCUGUUGUAA